Messenger RNA from Neohortaea acidophila, 2154 nucleotides. RefSeq lists its product as uncharacterized. Gene Ontology annotation, molecular function: transmembrane transporter activity. Gene Ontology annotation, biological process: transmembrane transport. NCBI's taxonomy places the organism in Eukaryota, Fungi, Ascomycota, Dothideomycetes, Mycosphaerellales, Teratosphaeriaceae. The coding region runs from base 1 to 2154 and encodes 717 amino acids. The transcript has a single exon. The record is from RefSeq and is a predicted model, not a curated record.
AUGCUUUCUAUCCGACGAGCGCGAGCAAUUCCCCAUUCUGAGGCCGAGCGCUUGGUCCGACGCCACACAAGAGGUCGCAAAGGCCCACAUCAGCAGGAUGGCUUUGUAUCUGGACCGCCGUCAGGUGCAAGCACUCCGACCGACGAGCACCACUUUGUCGAGAACAAUGUCCCACGACCCGAUCAGUUCCGCGGCGGCAUUCUCAGCUCGCUGUUGAAGUUGUAUGACAACCAGCACGACCGGGAAAGCUCGACGCAUAGUAGAUCGUCCAGCAUGGGUCGUCUGCUCCCCAAGUCUAGAAGUCGACAGAACAGCGACGCGUCCAAUAACACACCUCAACACUCACCUCCAGACUCUGGAGGCACGACGCCAAAUGGAAGGCAUUGGUUUUCCCGCAAGCAACAAAAUCGGUCCUCGGCCUCGUUGGCCCAGCUCAUCGGCUCGUCCGCCAGCCUCACGUCGCCUGCUCUUGGAUUGGGAGAGCAGGUGAGUCGACGGAUGAAGGAACAAAAGGAACAAGACCGAAAGUCUGGCAUGAACAUGAAAGCUACGAGCACCAGUGCGCUGGCCGCGUUCAACCGUGUCACUGGACAUCAAAAGCGACUCGAAGAGAAGAUCCAAAUCACCGUGCACAUUGCCGAGACCAUAGCGCGGCAGCGGUACUUGAUGCGGCUGUGUAGUGCACUGAUGCUGUACGGCGCGCCUACCCAUCGAUUGGAGGAGUACAUGCGGAUGAGUGCGCGCGUGCUGGAAAUUGAUGCGCAAUUCCUGUACAUCCCCGGCAGCAUGAUCAUGUCAUUCGACGACAGCUCCACCCACACGACGGAGGUGAAGCUGGUGCGGGUCGCGCAAGGCCUGGACCUCGGCCGGCUGCGGGACGUGCAUGAAGUGUACAAAGACGUCGUGCACGAUCGUAUGGGUGUCGAGGAAGCGACGGCACGCAUCAAGGAAAUCACCUCACGCAACCCACGAUACAGCCGGUGGAUCCGAAUUCCGGUGUACGGUCUGGCGGCUGUGUGUGUCGGACCGUUCGCCUUUGAGGCGAGGCUCAUUGACCUUCCCAUUGCUUUCCUGCUUGGCUGCAUCCUCGGGAUCUUGCAGCUGAUUGUCGCGCCUGCUUCGGACCUGUACGCCAACGUCUUUGAAAUCGUCGCCGCGGUCAUCACCUCAUUCCUGGCUCGCGCUUUUGGCAGCAUCUACUGGCAUGGUGAUCAUCGACUCUUCUGCUUCUCUGCCCUGGCGCAAUCAUCCAUCGCCCUCAUCCUUCCCGGUUACAUCGUCCUCUGCGCCUCGCUAGAACUCCAAAGCAAGCAGAUUGUUGCCGGCAGCAUCCGCAUGGUCUACGCCAUCAUCUACUCGCUUUUCUUGGGCUACGGCAUCACGAUCGGCACCGCCAUCUACGGCCUCAUGGACGACAAGGCCUCGUCCGAAACAACAUGCCCCAACCCGCUACCCAGCAAAUGGAACUUCCUCUUCGUCCCCGGCUUCGCGCUCUGCCUCGUCGUCAUCAACCAAGGCAAGAUCAAGCAGGCGCCGGUGAUGCUCAUCAUCGCCCUCGUCGGCUACGUCACCUCCUUCUUCUCCUCGCGCCGCUUCGUCGGCAACACGCAGAUCAGCAGCACGCUCGGCGCGCUCGUCAUCGGCGUGCUCGCCAACUCAUGGUCGCGCAUCGGCGGCAGGGUGGAGAACUGGUGCCUCGACCGCUGGGAAGACGAUGUGCGCCCUCACUGGCGCCGUCUGCGGAAACGCAUCUUCACCCACGACGCCAAGCGGCGCAACGACAAGAAGCUCGAAGAAGGCAAAGCGCGCAGCGACAGCGACGCCAGUUCGCAGUUUGAACGGCAGAAGCGCAAAGUCGGGUACGGGCUGGCGGCGGCGGCCAUGCUGCCUGCCAUCUUCGUCGCGGUGCCUAGCGGUCUCUCGGUCAACGGGUCGCUGGUGGCGGGCAUUGCGUCCGCCAACCAGAUCACGGGCUCAGGGAAUAACGGGUCUACUGUUGCGACGUCGGGGAGCGAUUCGACGACGAAUAGCAUUGCGUUUACGGUGAGUUACUCGGUGGUGCAGGUUGCGAUUGGCAUUACGGUGGGCUUGUUUUUGAGCGCGAUUGUCGUCUAUCCGUUUGGGAAGCGACGGUCGGGCUUGUUUAGUUUGUGA